Molecule: messenger RNA, 765 nt
Organism: Plasmodium vivax (malaria parasite P. vivax)
Lineage: Eukaryota; Apicomplexa; Aconoidasida; Haemosporida; Plasmodiidae
Product: DnaJ domain containing protein
Exons: 5
Coding region: 1-765 (254 amino acids)
Cellular component (GO): cytoplasm; nucleus
Molecular function (GO): protein-folding chaperone binding; protein folding chaperone
Source: RefSeq, a predicted model, not a curated record
AUGUUUUUCAUUCGCAAGCGGUACUUUGGCUUUUCCCAUGGCCUGGGCGUGUCGGGCGCCGUCAAGAGGCGGCUGUUCAAGGAGGCGCCCAACUGCGCCUUCCAGAGGAGACCCUUCAGCACGAGGAACUUCUACGAAAUCCUGAACGUCCAGCGAAGCAGCAGCAAAAAUGAAAUAAAGCAGGCGUACCGAAAGCUGGCCCUCAAGUACCACCCAGACAGGAACCCAAGCAAUCGAAAGGAGUCCGAGAGGAUGUUCAGAGAAAUAACGGAAGCGUAUGAGACGCUGAGUGACGAAAGUAAAAAGCGGCUGUAUGAUAGUCAGCUGAGUGGCGGCUUCUGUGCCGGCAGCAGCCACGCAAACCAGGCUAACCACGCCAACUACGCCAACCAUGCCAGCGGGAACGGCGGUGACGAAACGAAUUACGCCUUCCAAACGAGGAGGAUGACCGAUGAGGAAGUUCAGAAGGUCUUCAGGAAGGUCUUCGGCACGAUGAACCUCAAUGAUCUUUUCAAGUCAAACGUGUUUGGCGAGGGCAACUUCCCCCCCAGAGGGAUGGGGGACGACUUCUUCGCCAAUUUCGGAGCAGCGGGAUCCUACCGGAGCAGCAGUGACAACAUAAAACAGACGAACAUCAAAAGGGAGAUCAUCCCGAGGGGAAACAAAAUCAUCGAGAAGACGACGAAGAUAAUUACCUACCGUGACGGCGUCGUCCAGCAGGAGGUCACGGAGCGGGAGAUAAGCGGCAACAGCAAAGGUGCAUGA